UUCCGGAAGCAGUUUUCGAGCUAGCAUACUCCUUGUAGACAUUGAUGCUAACUGUAGCUUUGACUGCUCUGCUGAAUGUAGAGUCUGUAAAUAUCUGUGUGAGGAUGUAGCUAAACCCGACACGACUAAAAGAUACUCCAUUUGGACAAAAGUUACAAAGAUUUCCAUGAACAGCUGAGAGGAAAAACUCCAUCUGAUCUACAAGGUCAGAGUCUGAAGUAGAAGGAGCCACGUGCAAGUACGACUGAAAACAAAGACGUCAUGGAUUUGAAGGACAUCAGCUCUUUAUCUGGUGAAAGAAAACAUGCUAAUCCUGAGAAACCAGAAAAAGAAGGUUCUGGUUUUUCUGUGUCCGAUCUAAAGGAAGAAUUCAGUGACUCGGAAAGUCAAACUGAAAAACUAUUCAGCUGUUUUUUUUGCGGGACUACGUUCCGAACGGGAGGACUUCUGACCCUACACACAACCCUCCAUACGGGGGAGAAGCUUCCUCGCUGCAUCAUUUGUAACAAAACCUUCAGUUUGGAGUCCAACCUGGCAAAGCACGCUUGUUCCGGAGAGAUCCCCGAGCAUCAUCACGAGGAGCAGGUCGCCUCCAACGAGCUGCUGAGCUGCUCCCAGUGCGGAGAGGCCUUUUCCGGCCAGGAGGAACUGAACCUCCACCUCAAAGGUCACUCGAGAGCGCUCAAGUGUUCGAUCUGCGACGUGGGCUGCAGCGACAGAGACUCGCUCAUUCAGCACAUGAGGAUCCACACGAGGCAAACCCAGUUCAGCUGCUCGGUUUGUGGCAAAGAUUUUGCGUGGAGGCGACACCUGACCAAACACAUGGAAGUCCACAAGAAGAGGAAGAAAAUCUUCAGGUGCAGGAUCUGUGCGGCCGAGUUCUACACCUAUUACCUACUGUCUAAACACAAACUCCUCCAUCAGUCGUCUGAUCCUGCUGAUGUUCCGGCUGAGAACAAAGAGGAGGAGCAGAUGGAAGAAGAGGACGGAUCAGAACCGGGGAUUUCUAAUCAUUUACAGCCAGAAACUGAUCCUCAGAUGUCCAUAAAAACGGAAAAUGACGGCUUUUCCGUAAACGCUGACUCGGAUUUGAUCCCGGAGAGAGAUAAUGAAGUCCCACUGGAACACAGAGAGGACAUCCCAGAGCUGCAGACGGAGGUGAAGCAGGAAGACCUGCAGAUUAAAGAGGAGCAGGAGGAAACGGACAUCUCCGAAAUCCGUUUGAAGACCGAGGACGACGAGGAGGAGAAACCGCAGCUGUCUCGGCUUCAAGCGGAGAUGGGCGGUGGGACUCCAGAGUUUUCCGACGCCGACACGGACGACAGCAACUGCUGGAAAUCAGAAAACGUCGAGCAGAAAGUUCAGUCGGAUUCUGAUUCUGGCGGAAAUCCGUUCAGCUUUUCUGACAUUAAGGGGUCCGAAUCUCUGCAGCCCGAGACGGACGACAGCGUCGACAGCGACUUCUGGAAAGACAACAGGAAGCCGCAGUCGAACUCGCUGAAGCACGAAACGUCCGAAGCUGGAGUGAAAUACGUGACGGACCUGAAGCCCUACAGCUGCACUCAGUGCAGCAAAGCCUUUCGCUACAGCUCCUACCUAAAGAUCCACAUGAGGCAGCACACCGAGCGGUACUUCUGCUCAGUUUGUGGGCACAAAUCCACCUCCAGCUCCAACCUGAAGGUCCACAUGAGAACUCACACCGGAGAGAAGCCGUUCAGCUGUGACAUUUGCAGUAAGAAGUACACCAACAAGGCCAGCAUGCAGGCCCACAUGUCCGUCCACAACGCCGAGAGGAAGUACAGCUGCGACGUUUGCAAGAAGAACUUCGCCUGGUUCACCGAGCUCAAGUACCACCAGUGUGUCGGCGAGUCGUCACGGCAACAAAGCUACGAGGAGGACGCCGGAAUCAACCUGAAACGCCACAUCUUGUACAAUUUAAACGAGUGACCAGCAGAGCAGGUUAGCAAAAGUUGAAUUAUGUGACUGUUUAUUUAUUUGAGUGAAUGAUAAGAAUCUAAAAUAUAAUAAAGAAAAAAGUGUAAAAUUUUGACAUUCUGUUUAAGUUUUUCUGCUUAAAACGCUGAAAAGUACGGAAGCCCAUGGCGGCCACAUUUAAUAAAAUUCAAUUUGAUGUUUCCUUGAGAUGAGGGAAUUA
Molecule: messenger RNA, 2155 nt
Organism: Oryzias melastigma (Indian medaka)
Lineage: Eukaryota; Metazoa; Chordata; Actinopteri; Beloniformes; Adrianichthyidae
Product: zinc finger protein 239
Exons: 2
Coding region: 262-1947 (561 amino acids)
Biological process (GO): regulation of transcription by RNA polymerase II
Molecular function (GO): RNA polymerase II cis-regulatory region sequence-specific DNA binding; DNA-binding transcription factor activity
Source: RefSeq, a predicted model, not a curated record